GUCGCUAGACGCUUUUGUGAUUAUAAGUCACCAAGAGAGUUUGGAAAGUUGCCAGAUUUAGCGAGAAAAUGGCCAAGUUGGCAACACUGGGCUACACAUGAGAUGGGAGGGAGGGGGAAGCCGUUCACAUAUGGAGAAUACAUGAAAGAAUCAUUCAUAAAAAUAUCAGAGCAUCUAUUCUCCCAAUUAAAAAAUAAACAACAAAUGACUGAGAAAAUGAAAGAAUGCUUCUCUGCAAGGACAGGACCAAUAGAAUGGUUAUUGAUGACAAUUCAGCGCAGGCGUAAGCGCUAUUGAGCAAACAACACUGAUAUGCAGAAAUUUGAACCCUCAUGACCUUUUUUUUUGUUAAAGUUGGCUACAUUCUGUUUUCAUUUUGAACAAAUACGGGAACCACUGAAAAGGGCUUACAGAGUUCAGUGUUGAUUUCAGAUGAUGAUGAUUGAUUUCAGAGUAGGCCUACACAUGCUUGCUGCACUUUUAUUUGUUCAAUUUUGUUGUUGUAACAGGACAACUUGGACAAGUUUAAGUUGUGUAAUGUUUUGCGGCUCUGGGCUUUUUUUUUUUUUUCCCCCUGGAAGAGGAAGCAAAAUGGGUCAUUUGAUGCUAAAGGUUGCCGAGCCCUGAUCUAUAACUUUCAAGUUAUCUAAUUUAAAAUGGUCUGUCUGUACCUUUUUAAACAAUAGUAACCACUAGGAUGAUGAGGAUGAGGGGCGACGUGAAGGUGGUCACAGAAUGCAUCUCUAAAAAUGUCUCACCACAGCGUCAUGGCCACGCAGGUUAUUUUUAGCGCUCUUUUUAAGGGUGGUUUAAUUAGAAGAUAACAAGGUCUUUACCCGUCUGGAGGCGGGGCUAAUAUUUCUGACCACUCAUGACCUUUGUGACCUGGAAACGCGAAAGCAAACUUAGUCACUUGGUCUGCCUGACCUCGGUCAUGUGACCAUAUAGUGGGUCAAAGGUCACAGCUCAGUAAUUAACAGCACACACAGGUCCUUUAAUUAGUUGGCCCCGCCCCCACACAGGGUCAGUUGACAAGAGAGAUUAGCGGUGGGUCACAUGACCAUCUUGAGUGGCUUAGAGCGAGAGUGACUUAGGGCAGGCAACUUUGACCACCAUGGCCGCUUCUGCCCACAAAUCAGUCGACGCUGACGAGAUUAAGAGGCUCGGCAAGAGAUUUAAGAAACUGGACCUGGACAACUCGGGCUCACUGAGCGUGGAGGAGUUCAUGUCACUGCCCGAGCUGCAGCAGAAUCCACUGGUUCAACGCGUCAUCGACAUCUUUGACACAGACGGGAAUGGCGAGGUGGACUUUAAAGAGUUCAUCGAAGGCGUCUCUCAGUUCAGCGUCAAAGGUGACAAGGAGCAAAAGUUACGAUUCGCCUUCAGGAUCUAUGACAUGGACAAAGAUGGCUACAUCUCCAAUGGCGAGCUAUUCCAGGUGCUGAAGAUGAUGGUGGGCAACAACCUGAAGGACACCCAGCUGCAGCAGAUCGUGGACAAAACCAUCAUCAAUGCUGACAAAGACGGCGAUGGCAGAAUAUCCUUCGAGGAGUUCUGUGCGGUGGUGGGUGGAUUAGACAUUCACAAAAAGAUGGUGGUGGACGUGUGACGGCCUUCCCCGCCGCCGUUUACCCAAGUUCUGCUUGAAGACGUCGUCCAGUGAAGAGCCCCUCCCCUGACUCCGCCCCCUCACAAAGCCAAACUUUUACAGCCAACAGGAAGUCGGAAGGCUUUUCUCCACCAAGCCAGCGACUGUGUUUGGUGGCGUGUGUGUGUGUUUUGUAUUUAUUUGGAGGUGUAGAGGUCUGCGUGCCAACAGGAAGUGUGUGAUGCUCUGCUUGUGUUUGUGUGAUUGAAUCCUAAUCAACACUUUAACUAGCAUGACACAACUUUUGUGUUCCUUUUAGUCGCACGUCGUCUACAGCUCACCUCUGCAGUGUGUGUGUGUGUGUGUGUGUGUGUGUGUGUGUUGGAGCAGAUGGCGUGCACGUGGGCGCAGGAUGACAGCAAGUUUUAGUUGUGUACAAACGGUGUUUUUUCUCCUGCUGCUGAGGUUUUCUACUUGUGGCAUUUUUCAGAGCAACUUUUUUUCUUCUUUUUCUGGGUGUGUGCACGUGCACGCCGUGCAGCUGAACUGCUCUGCCUACUGCUCGCAUGUCAAUCAGGUUUGCAACCUUCUAGAUGUUUCAGGUUUACAAGCUUGGGCCGCUUCAUAAACCUCACUUUUGUUCUUCUUUUAACUAAUGGACACGUGUCGCCUCUGUCACGCACAGGAAGUCAUGACUAGGUGAUGUCAUCGAGCGAGAAGAACCGCUGCCUCUGAUUGGGCAAAGUGGAACAGGGAUUUCAUAAUAAAAGUCUUACUUUGGAUUCAUGUUAACUGCUCAGUCAGUGGUCAUGUGACAGCGUGGUCACGUGACAGAGCGGCACACGUUCCUCCUGUGAAAUAAGCUCGCUGCACGUUGGCAUGAUGUUUGCAUGUGUUUUUGCACGCGUGUGCGGUUUAUGCAUCAGGCCCUGGUCUCACGUGAUUGUAUGUCAUGAGCCAAGAGGCGUGUGCACGUCACCACGGCAACAACAGUAACAAAUGAGCGAGGCUGUUGGCUCAUUUCACGCAAUACUGUGGGACUGUUGUGUUUACAUGUGAAUAAUAUUAAAGAUAGUGAUAAAUAUGAACAUUUCAAACACACCGUGUUGCCAAUGAAAGGUUAAUGUAGAAACACGUGCGCGCUCUCGUCCUCUUUGGCUUGAUGGCUCUUUUUGUACGUUUGUUAGGAAGUCUUGUAAGUCUGGAGGCCGCAUGGAGUCACUCGUUAGAUUUUUACUGCCUCACUUCAUGGAACAAUAAAGUUGUCAAACUAUCUGUCUUCAUUUUUAUAUUACAAUGUAUUUUGUAUUAAAAUUGCAAUUUAGUAUACAGUAAUUUAGUCACAAAGGUGAUUUACAUGAACAGGUGUAGUGCAGCGUUCCAUCCAGAAGGGGAUCAUUGUGUUAGGAUGUAAUGAACAGGUGCAUGAUGGGGAAAUUAAAGCUUCUUGGAAGAACUUUAGAAAAAUUUAUGAUGAAUAAUGUCAAUGAGUCUUUAAGGCAGUUUUUUUUACUUCAACUGUUCAUAUAACCAGAAUAAAAGAUGACAACGUACAGGUAGUGUUCA
This is a messenger RNA of Dunckerocampus dactyliophorus (ringed pipefish), 3154 nucleotides long. RefSeq names its product protein phosphatase 3 (formerly 2B), regulatory s1ubunit B, alpha isoform, b (gene ppp3r1b). Gene Ontology annotation, molecular function: calcium ion binding; calcium-dependent protein serine/threonine phosphatase regulator activity. The transcript is spliced from 5 exons. Lineage: Eukaryota; Metazoa; Chordata; Actinopteri; Syngnathiformes; Syngnathidae. The record is from RefSeq and is a predicted model, not a curated record. Bases 1115 to 1609 code for a protein of 164 amino acids.